Molecule: messenger RNA, 2501 nt
Organism: Hordeum vulgare subsp. vulgare (domesticated barley)
Lineage: Eukaryota; Viridiplantae; Streptophyta; Magnoliopsida; Poales; Poaceae
Exons: 7
Coding region: 80-2140 (686 amino acids)
Biological process (GO): DNA damage response
Cellular component (GO): nucleus
Molecular function (GO): single-stranded DNA binding; metalloendopeptidase activity; polyubiquitin modification-dependent protein binding
Source: RefSeq, a predicted model, not a curated record
CGCACACUGUCGCACGCGCCUCCUCCUCCGGUCAUCCCACUCUACCCUCUGGCCUCCGUCGCUCGCCGGUUCUGCUUGCAUGCACCGGCAGCGGCGGCCUCCUCCAGGAUCAAGAGCCCCAACCAACUUUUUUUUUUUAAGAACCCCGGCCAGACUCCCCCUCACCGGUUCUUCUUGCCGCUGCCGCCGCUCGCCUGAGGACGGAGGACGGAGGGAGGGGCGGCUCCUGCUGCUGCUGCUUCAUCCUUGCCCGCGAAGCUGCCGCCGCUCGCCUGAGGCAGGGGAGGCCAUGGAUCCGGGCGCCGGCGACGAGGACCCGGGCUUGUGGGACCUGUUCCGGCACUACGACGAGCUCUACUUCCGCUGCGCGCUCGCCGACGCCGCCUUCUCCGUCGAGUGGGUCUCCCCGCGCACCAAGGCGAUCACGUGUUUCGGAUCCUGUUCCUUUGGAGACCUGCACAGAAUAACACUCUACAAGCCAGCGCUGCAGUAUCGCACGAAUGCUGAUACGAAGAACGCCCUGCUGCAUCUGAUGAUUCACGCAAUCAUAUUUCUAAAGCAUGGUCUGACGAGCCUCGGCCAUGGCCCUGUUUUUCGUGAUUGGAUGGAUGCUAUCAACACUUGCCCCUGCGAGGAUCACGCGAGACCGACAGGUGGCUACUGUAUCACAACUACUCAUGAUUUCAGUCAGGAGAAAUCCUGCAACAUACAGGGUUUUUUGUGGAAGUGUGAAUCGUGUGGCCAUACACUUGUGAGGGCCAAGAAGCUGAAACAUCCAUCUGAUUCCUGCUGUAUCGAGAAUGUUAGCCAACAUCCAACCUGUGGCAACAUGCUUUGCCACUGGCACAACCACAAGAUGGAUUGUGGUGGUACAUAUGUGCUGACCAAACCACCAGUGACACCACAAAAGAUGGCUCUAAAAGGAGGUAGCAGCUCCUCGAAGAAGGCAAGCAACAGUAAUAUGCCUGAAGACCUUCAGAAAGCAAUUGUUUUGUCUGCUGCCCCUCCGAGAAGGUUGACGACGAAGCAAGAGCUCAUCGCAUGGGCGAAGCGCGAGCAAUUGCUUACCGGGAGUCGCGGCGAUGCAACAAAAUCACUGGGCAGCAGCUCCCCAAAGAAGGCAGAUGCCUCUCGGAAGGCGAUUGUCCUCUCUGCUGCCCCUCGGACCAGAGGACUGAAACGGAAGAAAACAUCUGGUACGUCGGAGGAGCGCGGGUUCUUUUCUCCAGGGAGUUGCAGCAACGCAAACCCGCCGAGAAGCGACACCUCCGGGAAGGACCCUCAGAGAUCCGGUGUGCGGCCCUGUGCAUCUCAGAAGAAACUGAAGCUGGUGCAAGACCUGGUCGCAUUGGAGAAACACAUUUCCCGGGCUGCUGCCACGGGAAGCACGCUCAAGCAGCCGACCAAAUCCGGCUCCUCGGCGAAGGCACGGAGGCAGCAUCAGCAGCCUGAAGACUGCCCGAAAACAGCCGCUCAGCCCGCCGUCCCUCGCACUCGGAGUGAACCGAAGCAGUCGAGCCGUGCCGCGCCGGAGAGGCGAGCGGCGGGAAGCAAGGCUGGGGGCUCUGCUGAGAGAAAAGAGUACGUUUGUUUCAGCCUGUGGCAGAACUUCUACGAAUCGGAGUGUUCGAGUGGAUCGGCCGAGCCGUUCGUAAACAAAAGAACGUUGCGGAGGAAAAGGCAGAGGGAACGCUUGGUUCAGAGAGCACGUUCAAGCUCCAUCAAGGUCAGACCGGAUGAGUUGGCCUCGUCUGGACAAACCAAGCCACCAUCUCCAGACUUGGAGGUCAUUGCUGUCGAUGUCGAGGUGAUGGCUGAAACCCCUGCAGGCCAGUCCCGGCCACCAGCUCCAUCCAUUGACGUUCUUGUCGAUCAGGUGGUGACUCAAGCCCCUGGAGCUGGAGGUCAGUCCCAGCGACCAGCUCCAUCCAUGGACGUUCUUGUCGGUCAGUUGGUGACUCAAGCCCCUGGAGUUGGAGGUCAGUCCCAGCCACCAGCUCCAUCCAUGGACGUUCUUGUCGGUCAGGUGAUGACUCAGACCCCUGCAGAUCAGUCACAGCCACCACCAGCUCCAUGCUCCAUCGCCGCUGGUCAGGUGAUACUGAUAGACAUUUCUGAUGACGACGAUGAUGAUGACUGAACUCCUGUUCCAUCACCCUGUACUCUGCUUACUCUGGAUUAACUUGCCGGUCGGUGCUUACUAUAGGUAGGUAGUAGACUAGUAGUAGCUUAUCACUGUAGUUUCAACAUCGAACCAGUGCUUAAUCUUAGCAUCGUCAAGCAGGCACAGCUGAUUUUCUGUGGAGGCAUAGGGCUCUGACGGUCUGGCCUGAACGGGGAAACAUCCAGUGAGAUGGCGCGUGGCGCUAUGAAUGACUCUCUUCCUGUAAUAUUUUCUGAGACACUGGCUUGGGCAUGGUGAACUGAAGCAUGUAAGUUAGCUGCACUGCAACAUUGAAACAUGCGCGUAUAUAUCCUUGUGCGUGCGGUUUUACUGGUCA